GUCCUGCAACGCCAACGAACAUGCUUCCGCUCUCGUUGCUUAAGACUGCCCAGGGCCAGCCUAUGCUGGUGGAGCUGAAGAACGGCGACACCUACAACGGGCGACUCGACAACUGCGACAGCUGGAUGAACAUCAAGCUGAAGGACGUUAUUUUCACCUCAAGGGACGCGGACAAGUUCGUGAAGAUGGUGGAGGUGUACGUGCGCGGCAACAGCAUCAAGUACGUCACGAUUCCAGAGGAGGUGUUGGACAUGGUGCAAGAAGAAGACCUCUCCAAAGAGAAGCGCGCCAUGGGCGGGAGAGGUCGCGGUCGCGGGCGAGGCGGACGGGACGGAGGCAGGGGCGGCGGCAGGGGGCGGGGCGACGGGAGAGGUCGUGGCCGCGGGCGAGGCGGGCGGGACGGGGGCAGGGGGGGGGGCGGAAGGGGGCGGGGCGGAGGCAGGGGUGGGGGCAGAGGGAGAGGUGAGGGGAGAGGUGCCGCCGGGCGGGGAGACGGCGGCGGGCGAGGGCGGGGCUGAAGACCCGCUCGUGCGGCGGGCGCGUGCCUCUCAGCGAAGCGGAGCAAUGGCAAUUCGACGACGAUGGCGGCCGGGGAGAACACGGCGGCCCUCGCGGCGGCCAAAACAGGUCUCGGAAAGCUAGGCGUAGUCUCCCCCCGGGGUGGACCGUUAUUGACGAUGAACCGAAGGCGAGGAAAAGCAAGCAGAUACGUAGCGGAGAGACCGGACGGCGCCGACGGCGAAAAACAUGCCCAAGGGGUGACCGAGAGCGAUAAACGACGUUACCCGUGCCCUGUAGAAAAAGGUUCGGCAUCUUCUAUUGCCGCGCUUCCGGCCGAAGAGUCCGUUUUUGUUUACGGAGAUGGCGGACGGAAUUCGCUGAGAACGUGUUGUAGAUAGCCCCAUCGCCGCGUGGCGCCAGGUAGACGCUCGCUGAGUAGGGGAUAGGGGAGGGGGUCGUAGUGGUGGUAUCGCUGUAGUCAGCAGCGUCUCGCGGCGUGCGCAUGGGAUGGCGGCGUCGAUGGCCAAGUGUGGGAGAAGCGGGGGAGGGAGCGAGAGAGCCAGAGGUCGGCUGGACACAAUUUCAACCCUCCCCCCGGCCUACACCGCCUUGUCAUGAAUGUCGUCUUGUUUCAUUACCGCCCACGGUGAACUUGUAGCCAACAGUUGGUCGGGUCUCUUAUACACGGGGCGGGCCGGCUCAAGUUUGACAUCAGUCGCCCAAUGUUUGGUUGCGUUGGCGAUGAUGUAGGAUAGGAAUUUGCGCGAUGUUGAAGUGAACAGGAAGGGCUUGGCACACCCGCAGCUCAUGUGCACGACCCACUACACCGUGGCGGUUACCACGAACCCAGGUGCCUGGCGGCUUGGAUAGCGGCGCCGGUACGGGAAGGCGGUUUGUUCAUGCUUGCCCUAGAUGUCAUGGCCGUCGAGGCCGUCAGGUCUGUCUGUGCUUCGUGAUGUUUCUGUGGGACCAGACAACGGCGGUUCGGUUGUGGAUGGGUCUUGGAUUGGUGUUGCGUCGACUCAGUCGUACGUCUUGAACGGUUGUGCAGUAGGAGUGAACUCCCGAUGGCUUGGUUUUAGGAACGGUACGACUCCCGAGGUUGCUAUGUAAUGCUGGGUUAUGUGCGCGCUCAUCGCCGAUGCUUUGUAGCCCCCCUCUCGUCUUGCACUCACGUGUUUUUGUGAAAUGUAAAAGUUGUUUGCGUCGAUUGAUCGGUGCUUGGUGGCACCCAGCUUUGCUGUAUAAGGGAACCUCAAGGGUUGUCGUGGAAUGAGAACCCACCGCUUCGUUAAUGCUAAAUUCCGCACACGCACGCCACGGCG
Messenger RNA from Ectocarpus sp. CCAP 1310/34, 1826 nucleotides. Lineage: Eukaryota; Phaeophyceae; Ectocarpales; Ectocarpaceae. The record is from the annotation of a GenBank genome assembly.